GUCGAUUCUAUCUGGUAACCUAUUCAAGCGCACGAAUAUAAACAAGAUGAGCAAUCCGGAGAACGAAAAAUGUUCGUCUUCUUCAGCAGAAUCUGACAUGUCUGAUGUCUUGAAAAGAGGUUCAUCAACUUUAUGUGAAGAACAUCUUCCUAAAUACUCAUCGGACUGGAAUUGUCAUUUAGUUAACAAGUUAUGCGUUCGUUACAAACAAGAGGACAUCAUUAAAAUCAUCUGGUCAGAAUGGCGCCUGUUUCAUUUAGACGAGGAUGAUCGCUUGGAAGUUGAGAGGUGUGUGAAUGCAUGUGACUUGAAGUUGAAUUACGAGUCCUUACAAGACAUUGCCCCAAACACCACAUCACCAAUUGAAGAGUUUGCUAAGACGUGGGGGCCAACCCAACGACAGUUGAGGCUCAUCCAAGCGGAACCCCUGCUGGAUAAGUUUUUAUUUAAACUGGAUGAAUUUAACUAUUGUUUGGCACAAAUAGUUGCAGAAAGCGAGCCCAACAAGGAUAUAUCCGAGUGGAAAUACCAGUGCUUGUUUGAGAAGUUGCUACAUUUAUUUGGUAUUUAUACUUGGUCACCUCCAUUUAUAAGCACCAAGAAAUCCCAAAUCAUGGGUAGAACCAUGACCUCCAAGGCUGACCUGCUCUGUUGUAGUUCUGAUCCAGCAGUUCAGAGGCCAAUUCUCUGUGUCUGUGAGGUAAAGAAAACAUUGCCUGAAAAAGUUUGUCAACCACCAGCAAAGAAACUUAGGAACAGUUCGUCUUUGGAUACAGGAAAUGUUGACAACAGUUCAUGGUCUCAGCAUAUUGGAGACUUAUUUGUAUACCUUGACAAGUCAUCAGUAAAUGAGGGAAUACUUGGGAUAUCUGUCAAAAAGACAUGGGUACAAAUAACUUUCCUAAAAGUUAAAGAUCCAUGCCUGGAGAAAAUUCGUAAUAUGCCUGUCAAUAGUCCACGAUCUGUGAAACUAGAUGAUAAUGAAUAUCCCAUAUUCUAUUACAGUGGAUGUCAAAAUUUUCUUAAACAAAGUGAUCGCAAAAUUCUAUUUAAAGCACUUCUUACUAUUAGCCUGAUGCAGAAAAGAUUUGAAGCUGGGAGAUUUGCAACUAGAUAGUAUCUUUAUAUGAAUAAAAAUGUACUAGCAAUUCCCUAACCCUUGAUCCCAUGUCACUGAAUGAAAGUUGGAAAUCAAUCUAGAUAGGUAACAGUGCAUGUGAUAUCAAAAUAACUAAACUAUCGUGUACUUAAAAUUAUAGUUUUCA
Molecule: messenger RNA, 1265 nt
Organism: Magallana angulata
Lineage: Eukaryota; Metazoa; Mollusca; Bivalvia; Ostreida; Ostreidae
Exons: 5
Coding region: 47-1117 (356 amino acids)
Source: RefSeq, a predicted model, not a curated record